Drosophila simulans is the source of this 2550-nucleotide messenger RNA. RefSeq lists its product as uncharacterized. The transcript has 3 exons. The record is from RefSeq and is a predicted model, not a curated record. Lineage: Eukaryota; Metazoa; Arthropoda; Insecta; Diptera; Drosophilidae. Bases 198 to 1562 code for a protein of 454 amino acids.
GAACCUACGGUUUCUACGUGAGAUAUUCGGACCAUCCACGACUGGUCACACUGAGGGAGCACCAAAAUGUUUUUUUGUUUGUUAUUCAAUUAAGUUGACCUGCUUGAAACCAAACAGAAAACAGAAGAGAUCUCUCGCUCCAGAUAUUUUAACAGACCCUGUAUCCAGAUUCGGACGUGAGGAUCGUAUCCCGGGCCAUGGCUUCCGAGCCGGGAUCCCUGAUCCUGCAGCUGAACGACGACUGUCUGGCCGAGAUUUUCGAUCGCUUACAGGACCUGCCGUCGGAAGUGUCUUUCGCGAGGACUUGCCGGCGAGUGCAGUACAUAUGUCUGGGCAAGUGGCGCACCAGCCGUGCCUACGAGCAACUGGAUCUGGAGAAGUGGCGGGUACUGUUGCCCAAUCAUGAAGACCUGGUCUACUUCCUAACCCAAAUGCGUCCGUACAUCAGAGAGAUGGGCGGCAGCAGCUGCCUGUGCUCCAUUCUAAAGGAUCUGGACGAAAUGCACAUUGCGGAGCUGCCCAUGGUGACCAGCUUCUACUACGACCCAGACGGCGUCGAUUGCUAUCCCACGAACCGGAGCAUCCGUAAACUGGCCCGCCUGCUGCCGGGCUUGAAAAAGUUGCGCCUUACCACACCCAUCGACGGGCGGUACCUGUCCAACUUCCAGCACCUGCAGGAACUUCACCUCUACGAGGACCAGCACAAGGCGUUUGAGCUGCAGCAGAAGUACCUGGACGAGGUGUGCCGCAAGCUGCAUGAUCUUCGGGUCCUAGACAUUAGGACGUACGAUAUGAUCAGUAAACUUCAGCUGGGAAACUGCCUGCAGAGCUUAAAGAACCUCACUGAUCUUAAGCUCAAUCUGGCCACCUUGAAACCCAUUCUACCCGCCGUGCUGGAGCUGCCCUCCCUCAGGAAACUAGUGGUGCUGCUGGACAACGAGUGGCAUAUCCCCCCGCUGGUCAGUCCCGAUAGCUAUGACCACAAGAUCCGCGAGGUCAGCGAGUUCUACGAGAUCAUGGCUUUCAAGGCCAAGGACAUCGUCGGCUUUGCCGUGGACGGAUACUAUAUGCCCCUGGAACCGGGCUGGGAUGAGAAGCUGCCCAUCUGGACGCAUCGCAGGCUAAAGCGCCUGGCCAUUUGCAGCUGGACUCAUUCGGCAGACUACCUAAAGCGCUACACCUGUAUGACAGAGCUGCAGCUGCUUUGCUUGCGCAACUGGAAUGACCUAAGUGACGAAAUCCUCUUAGAAUUCGUGGAACUCUGCCCAGGAUUGGAACACCUCGACGUAUCCUACUGCCGAAAUCUGACGCCAACAUUUUUGUCACGCGCCUUGAGUAUUCUUAAGCGGCGGGAGCCGUACAAGCAGAAGCCGGGAAUUGGACGGUCGCCACCUCUGAAGCUCUACUACGAUCUAAGUGGCUUUGAGGACUAUGUGGAUAGAGCGAACCUGAAGAGCUCUUUGGAAUAUAGAGGAUAUAUUGUCUUCACCGCCGACUUUCCAGUUGACUCGGAACGCGGUCUGAGCUUUGUGGACCGCGGCUACCAAUUUGAAUUUCACUGACCUCAAAAUAUGUAAAUAUACAAGCGUAGAUUCAUACAAUAAUUUAUUAUUAAAAUUUAUGUUGCACAAAGUAAGCCAAAUUGGAUUCUGAUUUCAAAGUUUUGAUUGAUUCAUGCACCCUUCAGUGUUGGUUCCUAAGUAUAUCAUUUAGACGACUGUCCUCCACUUAGUGACAAAGAGAAUCAAGCGUGGUAGAUCCGUAAAAUAGUAUAGACGUAGUUAAAUUAUUUAAAUAAAUUCGGGGUACAUUUGAUAUUUCUCAUUUUGGUGGAGGAAGGUUUCAUCGUUAAGAGGAGAGACAUUAAACAUUUGGAAUUACUUUAUGUACUAAGGCGAAACGUUGUGGUAAUAAAUUGCUUGGUUCUUUUAGGUUUAGUACUUGUUUUUGUAUAUGUCGCAUUACGAAUGUAUUUUGACCACUGUACGUGUCUGUCAUAUUAUUAUCAUGGUUUGACCACUGUGCUUGCAAGACGCAGCUGCGCAAUGAGUUUGGUAUAUUGUGAGGACAUUCUUAGAAUUUGACUACAACGUAGAAUAUGACUGGCGCCAAAGUACCGUUACGAGUGAGGCGACGGCGUUGUCGCGCUGUCGCCAAGUGUAGUCCAGCUAAGGUGUGUAAAGGAUAGAUUGGUGCGUAGAAAAUACGAUCAGUUGCAUACAGACGAUCGCGCGCGCCGGUUGGAAUUCGCUUCACUCAAAUAGUUUAUUUGCCAACAUGGGAGAUCAGGCACAAGAAAAUGCCAACGCUGCGACAUAUAUAAUUUUAACGAUCACCUUCAGAUAACAAAAGUGAUAUUAAUUUUUUUUUUAAAUGUUCACCAGUCUUCAGGUCAGGAUAAAGAAUUUAUAAUAUAUUAAAAUUAAGUAAAUCAAUAGUAACUGUUGUUGAUAUUCACAAUAUAUAAUUUAAAUGAAUCGCUACUAUUGUCUUAAACUUGACCUGCAAUUAAAAUACACAUAUUAUACGGUAAUGUACGGUAACGUGGAA